This is a messenger RNA of Solenopsis invicta (red fire ant), 3605 nucleotides long. Its product is annotated as E3 ubiquitin-protein ligase TM129. The transcript has 7 exons. Bases 895 to 1839 code for a protein of 314 amino acids. The record is from RefSeq and is a predicted model, not a curated record. Lineage: Eukaryota; Metazoa; Arthropoda; Insecta; Hymenoptera; Formicidae. Gene Ontology annotation, biological process: protein ubiquitination. Gene Ontology annotation, molecular function: ubiquitin protein ligase activity. Gene Ontology annotation, cellular component: endoplasmic reticulum; membrane.
AUGAAAAAAUGUCAGCUCUGCUCUUUUAUACUUUAUUUUAUCUUCUGAUGUCCGGGUGUAUUAUCUACCCGCCAACGGAAUUUGUCUCAGCGGGGCUAACCGUUAAAGAUGUCUUCGCGAAUUGGCUUGGUAGUGAGAACGAGUUUUUUGUGCAGUAUCAUAUCAGAAGAAGCGUUGCUACAUUACUCCUACAUUCUGCGCUACCUCUGGUAUUAAAGACAAAGAGCGUUCGGGUUAACCGAAAAAGUUUGAAGAUGAAGAAUUAAAAACAUUACUCGAUCAAGAUUCGUAUCAAAAGAGCUCGCAAAAACAUUGGAAGUUACUCAACAAGUUAUUUUGAAACGACUCAAAGCCGCGGGAUACAUCCAAAAGCAAGGAAAUUGGGUCCCAUACGAAUUGAAACCGAAAGAAACGGACGACGAUUUUGCAUGUCCGAAAUGUUGCUUGAACGGUACAAAAAGAAGUCUUUUCUGCAUUGAAUCAUUACCGGGGACGAAAAUAAAUUCACUACGACAACCCGAAACGCAAAAAAUCGUAUGUAAAGCCUGGCCAACCGGGAACAUCAAUGCCGAAGCCGAAUAUCCAUGGUGCUAAGAUAAUGCUCUGUAUUUGGUAGGAUCAGAAGGGUGUGAUCCACUAUGAGCUGCUAAAACCUGGUCAAACCAUCACGGGAGACUUCUACAGGCAACAAUUGAUCCGUUUAAAGCGAAUUAUAGCCAAAAAACGUCCAGACUAUGCGACCAGACAUGAAUCCAUAAUCUUUCACCAUCACAACGCUCGGCCUUAUGUUGCUGUUCCGGUUAAAAACUAUUUGGAAAAUAACGGAUGGGAAGUUCUGGCUCACCCGCCUUAUAGCCCAGAUCUUGCCUCUUGCAACUACCAUUUGUUCGAUCAAUGCAGAACGCUUUAACUGGAAUACGCUUCACUUCAGAACAAGGCUACAUUCUAGGAUUGCUCUUCUUUGAUCACGUAGAUGCUGGAAAACUGUUGCUAGGUGAUGGAAAUUAUCUCGGACCAUUGAUCGUUCUUUGCGUUAUAAUCGCUCCGCUUUACACGUUGAACAAAGUUUUUGAGUGGUCUACACACAACUGGACCACACAUCCGAUAGCACAAAAUCUAUCUGUAUACAGUAAUAAUAAUACACCUUGGACUGCUGUUGCUUCUGAUAUUAACACAGAGUAUCGAAGAAUAGAUAAAAUUGUUAUUGUCACAAAUAGCAUAACUCGUGUCGUAGCGACGGAUAAUUGGGUCAUUAAGAUCACGCCUUAUAAAUUGCAAGUGGCGCAUCAAAGCGAUACAACUUUAGUCGUGAAUAGAAGCGACGUCCAUUUGAUGUCGCCUACAACAAGGGAUCAAGUUCAAUUUAUCAAUAUACAGGUGAAACCUAUGCGAGCUAUGGCACAGGAAUUCGAUAUAAGAUUAAAUGCGUUAGAUUUUAAGGAUCUACAGGACAAAGUUUCACGGCCGAUCGCUGUACUGCACAAUAUAACGUUCUACAGAACUUUGCUCGACAGAUUUAUCGAUACUUUUAAAGAGGAAGUUGAUAAAAACCCAUUCUACGAUACUGCCGAGGAGUUAGGUCAGUGCAUUGGAUGCAUGCAAGCGCUGUCAAAUGUAAAAUUGAACAGAUUGUGCAGCAGCACCGAAACUAGAGACCUUGAAGAAUGCACAACGUGCUAUUGCCGUCCAAUGUGGUGUAUAGAAUGUAUGGCAAAAUGGUUUGCCUCGAGACAAGAUGAGAAUGCACCAGAAAUGUGGUUGUCCUCCAAAUGUACCUGUCCUCUCUGCAGAGCACGCUUCUGUGUUUUAGAUGUGUGUCUUGUAAAAAAUUUUAAUUAAAAUUCUAAUAAUGUACAUUAUUUUGAAUUAUUCUUAUAAAAUUUUUAUUUUUAUUAAUUUUUUUAAUACAAAAUUUUUUAUAGAAUAAGAAUCCGAGAUUUAUUUAUAAAAAUAGAUUUUUACACACAUAAAUCAUAAAUUUAUUUUAUUUUUAUGAAGUAAACACGUUACACAAAUUAAUAGGAAAAUUAACUUUUUUAAGAUUGAUAAAAAAACUAAUAAAAUGAAUCGAUUUACUUUAUUAUCUUCAAAAAUUAAUAAACAUUUAUCAAACAUUAUGAAGGUUAAGGUGCAUAUAAAGAUUACUAUUUUAUUAUUAAUACAAUAUCUAUUGAUAUCAUGUUAGAAAAGCUAUUUAUUAAUCUGUUUGUCUCGUUUUAUUAUACCGCAAUACUGUAUGCAAACUGUAUAUAUAAUGAUAAGUUGGUAUUUUACAUAAAUAAAUUGUUUACAUUUUAAUUAUAAGUAAUAAGUAACUUAACAACAUUUGGUUCAAAGAAACUCAAUCAAAUGACACCGUUUGCUUUUAUCCUUUGUACUCCAAAUUAUUCUCCAAAAGAUAGUAGUUUUCAUUCUUUUCCAACAUGUAUGUACAGUCGUGAGCUAAAAGGUUGCAACACAUUUUCUUCAAUGAUUUUUGGAAUGUAGACUUGCUCAUCGAUCGACGAACGUAAUUAGUUGGAUCCACAGGUAAGAACGCCUAAUAUUUGUUUUUAGUGAUUGUUUACAUUAAAAUACCAACCAAAAAGUAAGUGCCAUAUUCAUUCCGUGGGCUAAAGGAACCAUCAUACUAAUUGUAAACGUAGUAAAGUAAUAAAUUUUUUAGCAAAAAGUGAUUUGUUAUUCACUGAUUUUUUAUACACUACUUAUUUUCACUAAGAAACUUGCGAAUAUCUAUGCCAUAUCGUUUGGGCGGACGUAAAAAAUCGCCAUUUUCUCGUUAAUAUGUCGAAUUAUUAAUUAAAAAGUCAAGAUUUGUUACCAUAUGGGACUUUGUUUUUUGAAAAGUUUAUGACUAAUGUAUUACAGAAAGUUAUUGUCAUACCAAUUAUACGGAUGAAAAUAAUUACCAUACUCGAUAAAAUACUAUUAUAAUUAAUGUUCGUAAACACAGUCGAAUUUUUUCAAAUCGACCAAAGUAAAAUUAUAUUUUUUUCAAUAAUACUCCGUAAUUAUGUAUAAUAAAAAUUUUUUAAAUCAAAUCUUGGAAUCAUGCAAAUAAUGUAACUGUACCCUAUGUAGGGUAAGGUUUGCGGUUUUAUUUUACUUUUUUUGAGUUCAAAAUUAAAAACUAAUGGUCAGAUUCAAAAUAAGAAACAUUUCUAAACAUUAAUUUAAAAUACGAGACGGUUUCAAAUAUUUAUGUGGGCACAGUGAAUAUUUUUAGAAAAAGUAUCAUUUAGGAUGUAUUGAAUACAUAUAGCUUGUUUUUUUUUUUUUUUUCAUAAAAAGUGUUCAGAAAUAGAUAUUAAAGUAAUCUAAUAUUAUAAGUUUAUUAACAUAUUCAUAGAUUUAUUGACAUUAACAUAUAAUAAGGAUAAUUUCUUCCUCGGCAUCAUCAAUUGUCAUCAUCAUAUUGGUCCCCUCACGCCUAACUUUUUCUUGAUCUAUCUUAAUUAACUAUAUAUUUAAUGAAUUUAAAAUCUUAAUCCAUUAUUCAUACUCUAACAUCAUCCUAUUUAUAAGUCUACUACUACUAAUUUUUUUUAAUAAUUUUUUAGGAUUAUUCCCAUAUAUCUUUACUGCAUCUAGACACAUAAAUUUUU